Molecule: messenger RNA, 707 nt
Organism: Aspergillus versicolor CBS 583.65
Lineage: Eukaryota; Fungi; Ascomycota; Eurotiomycetes; Eurotiales; Aspergillaceae
Exons: 1
Coding region: 322-678 (118 amino acids)
Biological process (GO): nucleoside metabolic process
Molecular function (GO): catalytic activity
Source: RefSeq, a predicted model, not a curated record
ACUAAACCGAGACUGACCGCGCCCGCCAGACGUCUCGAAUGAGGAAGUGAAAGUGCCCAUCGCUCACGGCCGGGUAUUUGAUAGCCCUAUGCAAUGAAUCUGCCGCCAGAUCCUCGGAAACAACAGGUGGGGAGGCGCUGAUGAAUGUAUCAAGGGGGUAGAUACGAAUCCGAUAAAUAACCUCCCAGCUCCUUCAAGUUCUUCAAGGAAACAUAUUUUUCCCAAAAGUUAUCUCCGCCUACCUAGGUAUUGGGUGCUGGCGAGUCUCAGCUCUAGAAUUAUUUAUGGCUAUUCAAGGCAGAUUAUGAUCACAAGCGUGGCAUGGAAGACUGUUCUCUUUGCGACAGGCUCCAGAUAGUACCUCGUACAGCCCGCGGAAGCAAUGAACCAGUCAUCCAUUACGGCCUAAUUGCUUCCGGGACUCAAGUCAUGAAGAAUGCUGGGACUCGAGAUUCUAUUACCAGAGAGCGAAAUAUUCUCUGCUUUGAAAUGGAGGCGGCUGGGCUGAUGGAUCAGUUACCAUGCCUCGUCAUCCGGGGCAUUUGUGACUACUGUGACUCGCAUAAGAACAAACAGUGGCAAGGGCAUGCAACCCUUGUUGCUGCUGCAUACGCUAGGACUCUCUUGUCAGUUGUCCCGACCACCUCUGGAACAGAGAAAAAAACUGCCAGGAGUUGAACAAGGUAAGGAUAGUUGCAAGAAAAACC